Branchiostoma floridae (Florida lancelet) is the source of this 1134-nucleotide messenger RNA. RefSeq lists its product as uncharacterized. The record is from RefSeq and is a predicted model, not a curated record. The transcript has 2 exons. Bases 77 to 742 code for a protein of 221 amino acids. Lineage: Eukaryota; Metazoa; Chordata; Leptocardii; Amphioxiformes; Branchiostomatidae.
UCAAUUAGUCACAUGACUGUUGCCCCCUCCCUCCACACACACACUUUUUACACAGCUCUGUCUGUCAGUCUUCAAAAUGACGAAGCUUUAUGUCUUCAUGUGUUUGCUGGGGGUGAUGUCCUUGACUCAAACUUUGAAGAUCACCCCAUACCCUCAGCCGCCGAUCUGGCCUUCUGCCUUCUCAGUAGCUUUUCACGAGAAGUUUGAUAUUCCCAUUAUUCCCAGCAGCGACGGCGCUUGGUACUAUGACUACAGCACUAGGAGGACUCGGUUUGACCAUUUGCAGGGACAAGACAACAAUUUCUGUCAGGGACGUGGCUUGAAGCUGCAGAACAACCAUAGUGACUGUCACCUGAUCUUCACUCCCGCAGACAUGUACGUACAUUACCCCCAGGAGAGACAGUGUUGCCGGGCCUGUGGGGCUGCCGAGGGCUGCACCGUUCUGAAACCAGACUGGCUGGCCGGGGCGAAGUACACUGGGAAACAAACCAUCAGCGGUAUGGUGUGUCAUGGCUGGGAGAAACAAGGCGCUGUGGCGGUAGACAGGUGGUACCAGACAGAAGAUGGCACGCCUUGUCAGUACUGGGAGAAGUUAACAAUCCCGCCGCAUCUUGAAGUUCUUCACACCAUCACGUUUAACAGCAGUACUUCCAAUGUCGGCCCUGUUCCUAAAAGUAUCUUCGACGUCCCUAACUACUGUAACACUACAUGUCCGUUCCCUUGGGGUCCACAUGACGAAUAAAUACUAAGUAUUUCAGUAGUUUUUUUUCUCGAGGAGUUUCACAUUUCAAUCAUUUCCUCCUUUUACUUCAGUUAGGGUCGUACCUUGAAGUUGAAUAGAUAUGAUGAUGAUGUAACGUCCUUUGAUGUAAAUGCAAGAUGUGGGCUCAGGCACAAUUGCGAUUGUAUGCGUAGGUUUCAUUUCAGUUUGAGGUAUUUCCGAAAGUCUUAUUUCCUAGAGCUGUACUAUUUAACGUUCUCGUAAUACUGUAGAAUUUCGUUAAUUCAAAAGGCCUAGAUAUGUUCACCUGCAAUGUUGUAUCUAAAAGAUAAAAGAUCUAUAUAAUGUGUCACCAAGCCCUGAAACCAUUAGACAUACACUAAUAAGAGUCAAAUAAAAAUAUCAUAUCCUGA